UAAAUCUUAUUUCCUUAACAUUGAAUUGGCACAGCAUCUCGAUCCAUGCUUGCCGUUUCUCUCCCCACAAGCUUAUCCUCCCAAGACACCCUACAAGGCAUUAUUAUCGUGGUUUCCGCGAUAUACCUACCGAUAAUGGCAUCGUGUAGAUAUAAUGGAAUAAACGGGUCCUCUCCCAGUUUCCCAAAGAGAAAGCAAUUCUCCGAAUGGCUGUACUCCAGUAGGGUCUUGUAG
Molecule: messenger RNA, 234 nt
Organism: Pyricularia oryzae 70-15
Lineage: Eukaryota; Fungi; Ascomycota; Sordariomycetes; Magnaporthales; Pyriculariaceae
Exons: 2
Coding region: 46-234 (62 amino acids)
Source: RefSeq, a predicted model, not a curated record